CCUCUGCAGGGCCUCACCGCGCUGCGCCAGCGCCCUCCACCCCCGCCCCGGGCUCCCCCAGCCGCAGAAACGGGAUGGGCCUGAGCCCCGCCGCCCACGAAGAGAGCAGGCACCACCUCUCUCGCUUCCCCAGGCCGCGCCCCAAACCCGCCCCGCGAGCCACAGAAAAAUCAUCUCAAGCGUUGGUCCAGCUCUCUGCCAAGGAGCGGCAGCAGGGAACUUCAGAGCUGAGCAGAAGAGUCCAGGAGGGGGAGAAGCCCAUAGUUAACUUGGAGACCACACCCAACCAGAAAAGAGCAGAGUCGAAUUCAACCCCAAAGCCUGAGAGCGCAGGGAAAUUAACAAAGCAGGCCACUGAGGGCAAACCAAGACCCAGACCCGGAGACCUGAUUGAGAUUUUUCGAAUCGGCUAUGAGCACUGGGCCAUCUAUGUGGAAGAUGAUUGCGUGGUGCAUCUGGCUGCCCCGAGUAAGGGUGAGGAAUUUGAGGUGGGCAGCAUCACUUCCGUCUUCAGCAACCGCGCCGUCGUGAAGUAUAGCCGCCUGGAGGACGUGCUGCAUGGCUGCUCCUGGAAGAUCAACAACAAGCUGGAUGGGACGUACCUGCCCCUGCCCGUGGACCAGAUCAUCCGGCGGACAAAAAAGAUGAUCAACAAGAUAGUGCAGUACAGCCUGAUCGAAAGGAACUGUGAGCACUUUGUCAAUGACCUCAGAUACGGUGUGCCCCGGAGCCAGCAGUUACAUUCCCAGAGGAAACCAGCCAGUCUGGAUCUCAUGCGCAGCCCAACUGGACUCUUCCUUUGAGAUGCACGGUCAUCUGUGGGAGGGGUUCCUGUCCUCUCCCUGAUUCCACUCAGAUUCUUCAGUGACCAGGGCAGUCCUCAGACCUCGUGGUGUUUGAUUUUAUAUGUCAACCUGGCUAGGCUGUGGUGUUCAGAUGUUUGAUCAAACACCAAUCUAGAUGUUUCUGUGAAGGUCGUUUUUAGAUAUUAUUAAUAAAUAAAUCAGUAGAUUUUGGGUAAAGCACAUUACCUUCCAUAACCUGUGUGGGGGAGGUGGAGGUGGGGGUGGGGAGCUCAUCCGGUCUGUUGAAGGCCUUAAAGGAAAGAGACGGGUCCCCCCCAGAGGAAGAAGGAACUUGGCCUCCAGAUUGCCUUCAGCCCGAGAAACUCGUCUCUUCCUUAAAAUCCUCCCUGGGUCUCCAUGCUGCUGUCCGUUCACAGAUUUCAAAUGUGCCAGCCUCCACAAUCUCAUGAGCCAAUUCCUUAAAAUAAAUGUCUCUCUGUAUAUGUACAUAUCCUACUGGGUCUGUUUCCUGGAAAAUCAGAAUCAGAUUAAUACAGGCCCACAGGAAUCAGCAGUCGCAGAGAACUGACUGCACUCCCGGGGCUGGAGGCUGCUGGGGUCGGAGGGAUGAGAGCCCGGUGUUUGGAUCUGUGUGUUUGUGAAAUACCUUCAAGGUGUGUUUGUCACCCCAAGGCACCCAAUUUUGGCCUCUUCACCACUAAACCUAUGGUGCAGGCUGGGAAGAGGUAGUCUGCGUGACCUAGGGAGCUGUGGGGGAGUCCGAGGACAGUGUAAGGAGGGAUGAGGCUGUAACUAAACCAAAGGCAUCAGCCACAUGGAAUAGUCUGGGUCUGAGACUGGGGGCAGCGGGCUCAACUCAUGUUUUGUCUUCCUCAUCACAGAUCUAGAGCACACAGCUCUCCUAAGGGGCAGCCAGAGGGUUUACUCACUCCUUUUCCACAUCCUGGAUGGAGUUGAGCAGAGGCUGAAUCCUGGUUUCAGCAAGGAGUUGGACAACAAGACCAGCGAGGAUGGGGAAGGCUCCAUACACAAUCCCGGGCAGGUGUAUUCUGUAUCCAGAAUACACUGUUAGGAUCCCCUCUUGAGAGGGGAGCCAGGGCUGCUCCAAUAUUAGCAGCAAUUCCCCGGAUUCCUGUGGCUGUUGCUCUUGGGGUACAAACAAUAAUACAAAAUAUAUAGUGAAUAUCCACACAUAUAAUUUGUGGUUUAUUAUUUUGCUUUGGUUAUGGGAGAUGGCACACCAGUGUGUUUAGACACAUAGGAGUCUGAUGACAUCCUCUUGCUUUGAAAAUCUCUCUUAUUUGCUGACAAGUUUUUUCAUUUAAUUGUGCAUUAAGACACAAUUUGCUCAUUAAGAAAAUACUGUUAACCAUAACAUCUACCCUUUGUGUGAUCCAGGAGAUCACAUGAGAUGUUACAUUAAAUGAUUUAA
Messenger RNA from Callorhinus ursinus (northern fur seal), 2238 nucleotides. The record is from RefSeq and is a predicted model, not a curated record. NCBI's taxonomy places the organism in Eukaryota, Metazoa, Chordata, Mammalia, Carnivora, Otariidae.